AUGAUAGAAGUCGGUACUCAGAAUCUCAAGCCGACAAGUUUGAAUCCCACGUACGAGGUCACCCCGGGAGAAGGAGUCGGGAUAUUCCAACUCGGCGAUAAUUUAUGGCAUGUCUUGGAACUUAUACGUACGCACCGGACGGAAUAUCCUAAAGUUGAAGUAUCAUGGGAUGAAGAUAAUCCACACAAAUCAGCCAUUACUGUCCAUCUUCCCUAUCUCACUCUCUACUUCCCGCCAUCACCAAUAUACCAACUCCUAUCCCUUAUAAACAUCACCCUUCCUCUGCAUUCAUCAUCCUCGAGCAAUAAUCUAGAACUAUCAUACGAAACUCAAAUUCUGAGUUCUGCGCAUAUGCCCUUGACUCGAGCUCGUGUAGGUAGACUAAUGGGACCUACGUUCAUCUCCAAGGCGGGCGAUAAAUUGGAUUUUCCAGGUAUAUCAUUUACACUUCGCUCGGAUAACUUGGGAGACGCGGGUUUUGGUCCAAGGGAAGAUGUCGUUCAGAGGAUUGUAGUGAGACCAAGGGAUGAUGAGGAGUGGGAACCGAAAUUGAUCAGUUGUGUUAUACAGCCAAAUAAGGGUAUAACCCUAGCUUUGGACGAGGACCAUAUCAUCCCUAUAACUAUCGGUGAAACCACCUCUCAAGAUUUGUUAUUGGACUUGGGCGCACCGUUGAGAAAAUUUUGGAAAGAGGAUGAUAGGUUGUCGAAAAUAUGGGGAGGUGGUGGUGAUCAUCAAGAUGGUAAAGGAGCAUGUUUCUGGAAUUACUUUCAAUACGGAUUAGACUUUUUGAUAUCUAAAGAUGGAGUCGUACAGAAGAUCCUAUGUCAUUCGAAUAUUCCUGAAACUCCCCUUUUCCAGCGGUACGCCCGAUGUCCAUGGAUCCUUCCCACCCCUUCAGGUCAACUCGACCUCACCUCCAAGGUAUCAGCCUUCAGAUCACAUUUGUCCAAGAGCGAGAAAGCGGAAGAGUACGUAGAACAAAUCAGAUUGAGCGUACCUACACCUCCUCCUUCAGGGAAUGGAGGCGGAGGCGGUGGGAAGAAGAAGAAAAGAAAUGGUUCGCCUAAUAGUGCUGCUCUGUCGGAGAACGAAUCGUCCAAAAGUCCCAGCACGUCUAAGGAGGAAGAAAAAGAGGAAGAGGGAGAUGCAAUGAUACUUGAUAGAUUGGUAGAAGGUGGUUUGGAUGGAAUAUCGAAUUUAGGACAAAGUAAGCUGAUUGGGUUCGACGGUUUAAUCGUCGAACAAGAUAAGAAGAGCGGUGGUAUAUGUUCGGUAAUGAUUUAUAGAGAUGAUACGAAGACUCAAACUGAUUAA
Kwoniella botswanensis is the source of this 1317-nucleotide messenger RNA. RefSeq lists its product as uncharacterized. The coding region runs from base 1 to 1317 and encodes 438 amino acids. The record is from RefSeq and is a predicted model, not a curated record. Gene Ontology annotation, cellular component: trans-Golgi network. Gene Ontology annotation, biological process: Golgi to plasma membrane protein transport. The transcript is spliced from 7 exons. Lineage: Eukaryota; Fungi; Basidiomycota; Tremellomycetes; Tremellales; Cryptococcaceae.